GCAUGUAAGCUCCUUACGUCUUCGAAGAAGCCGUUGGUUGCGCGUGUGUAUCUGUGUAACAAGAUCAAGCACAAGGUAGACGGAAGGGAGCUGUCAUGUUACGAUAUCUGGCACACAAGCUGGCAGAACGGGACCAACAUACCUCUAUCAGUGAAGAAUAACCAGAUUCGCGCGCGCACUCCAGGAAGCUCGACAGGCGCUGGUGUUAGCGCAGACGGGAGUGACGUAGACCGGCAGCACGAGAAGCGUCAGCGUGUAGAGACGACUAGGUGA
Molecule: messenger RNA, 273 nt
Organism: Phytophthora nicotianae INRA-310
Lineage: Eukaryota; Oomycota; Peronosporomycetes; Peronosporales; Peronosporaceae
Exons: 1
Source: RefSeq, a predicted model, not a curated record